CCCAGAGUGUGCGUGGGAAUUAAAGGGGAGGAUUUCUGGAGCUCUCAAGCAAUACAAGCAUCUCUUGCUAGAGAAAUUUGCAGUUAGGAUGGAAAACAUGGCCGGCUCUGCAGCUAGUGAAUCCAACGGAAACGAAGCAAAAUGCAAGGAGUCAAUCAUUGACAUUCCACUAAUUGAAGAACCUGCACGGUGGCCUGAGUGCUGCAUCUACAGGGUUCCCAACAAAAUUCGUAAGGUAAAGGAAGAAGCCUACACUCCUAAGUUAGUUUCAAUUGGCCCAUUUCAUCAUGAUCUAGAAGAAUUGAGGAGCAUGAAAAAGCAUAAACAUAUAUAUUUUAGGGAAUUCUGUUUGCGGACUAGGAAGAGCCAGAAGGAUCUUGCAAGCAUCAUUGAAGAAAAAGAAGAAGAAAUUCGCCAUUACUAUUCAGAGACCUUUGAACAGCUCGACAGAAAAAAGUUUGUGGAAAUAAUUCUAUUGGAUGCUAUCUUUAUCAUUGAGCUCUUCCUGAGGAAUUUUGAACGGAAAAAACAUGAUUAUAUAUUAAGUAACGCAUGGCUGGAAUCGCACAUAAAGCAAGACUUGAUAUUACUGGAGAAUCAACUGCCGUUUAAGUUUAUCAAAAAGUUGUAUAAGUCUGCCCUCAAUGGAGAAGAAGUUACUCCCUUUCUUGAGCUUGCUUGCCAGUUCUUCUUCUUGGGUAAGCACCGAAUACCCAUUGACGAGAAAGUAAAACAUUUUACUGAUUUGCACAGAACGUUUUACUAUCCUACGAACCCAAAACCUACUUUGGAAAACCGUAAAGAUCAUCUAAGAUAUACAGCCACAAAGCUUCACGAGGCAGGAUUGGGAUUCAAAGGAGUCGAUACCGAUUUUAGUAAGAGUUCCUUACUUGACAUAGAUUUCGCUAAGGAUAAGCGCUUGGAGCGCUAUCCAUGCUUCAAUCUCUCAUGGAUCUUCUCUUGCUUACCAUGCUUGAAAUCCCUUCGUUGCUCUGAGAGUGCGCAAUGUAUCUUGAAAGUCCCACGAAUUGUGAUAAACGACCAAACAGAAGCUCUUUUCCGAAACCUCAUGGCCCUGGAGCAAUGUCAUUAUCCAUCCAACACAUACAUCUGCAAUUAUGUUGUGUUAUUGGAUUAUCUUAUCACCACUAAAGAAGAUGUGCGUUUGCUAGUUGAAAAAAAGGUGAUUAUCAACAGGCGUGGAAGCAGCAAAGCAGUGACUACACUGAUCAAUACACUUUGCCAUCAGAUUGUUGAAGGUGAAUCCCGUUACCACGAUCUCCAUCAACGGCUCAAUGACCACUGUGUUAACUCAUGGAACCGUCUCCUGGCAACCUUGACAAGUGUGUAUUUCCGUGAUUUUUGGAGAGGCACUGGAACUCUUGUUGGACUCUUUCUCGUCGCUAUCGCUUUCUGGAACUUCCUGAGGCCUUUUGUCAUGUGAUUUAGUGUUUCUUGUAUUGCAUCUGAACUUUGUAACCCUUUUUAGCUUGUGAUAUGCUCUAGUCUUAAUUGGUUUUACCAAAUA
Molecule: messenger RNA, 1528 nt
Organism: Alnus glutinosa
Lineage: Eukaryota; Viridiplantae; Streptophyta; Magnoliopsida; Fagales; Betulaceae
Product: UPF0481 protein At3g47200-like
Exons: 2
Coding region: 89-1444 (451 amino acids)
Source: RefSeq, a predicted model, not a curated record